Messenger RNA from Anopheles funestus (African malaria mosquito), 2683 nucleotides. RefSeq lists its product as uncharacterized. Bases 631 to 1962 code for a protein of 443 amino acids. The transcript has 8 exons. The record is from RefSeq and is a predicted model, not a curated record. Lineage: Eukaryota; Metazoa; Arthropoda; Insecta; Diptera; Culicidae.
UAAGCGGCCCGAUUGGAGAGGGCGCACGCUCGCACCGGCCCCGGUAGAUGAAUGUUCAAAGUCAAGUUCAUUCCAUGUGAAGCACGCGGCCAGUACGGACCUACUGCAGAGCCGUCGUUCAAGAUACAACCCAGCAAAGACGCGUACGUGAAGUGUUAUUAACGAUCGAGAUCGCGUCCGACAGUGCAGUGACGACGGUACAGUGAAAAUACAAUAAAGUUCAACAGACAAAAUAAUACAAAAUUCAAUUUCCUAGUAGUGUGUUCGUGUGUGUGUGUGUGUGCGUAAAUGUGAUUGUACGGCAAGGAAAAUUGUCACAAAAACUGCCGUUUGCCAACGGUUGGAAAAUUGUCCCCAUUCCUGUGUGCGCUCGACGAUUGCGUUCCAGUGCCAGUUUGCGUUCGGGUUGAGCUGCCACAGUUGAUGACGGUGUUGAAGUUGCUGAGCUACCGGUCGUGCAGUGAUUACGCCAAUUUUGAUCGAGGGCAAAGCAGGUGGGUAACAUCCGAUUGUUGAAUCUUCGGCAACAUUCGUUACGUGCGAAGGUGUUGGACGUCCGGUCGCAAGCGAUUUGAAUGACGAAGAGUGUGCGAUAAGGCACGUUUCCUGCAGCAUCUAACGGACCAGCCAAUGCUGACAACGAAAGCAAAGAUGAAACUGUUGAGGUCAAGCCUGGUCGAGUGUAGCAGCGGUCACCUAGUGGCGGUACUCUUUACGGUGUUGUUGCCAUUGGUGCGGGCACAGGACUAUGACGUGACGGACAUUCAGUGUUCCUUCGCAUCGCAAGGCUCCAACCUGGGCGACAUUAUAACGGCAAAGUUGAAAAAACCGAUCGGCUUCAAAGGUGCACCACUGUUCGCGGACGAUCGUGGCGUGAAUCCGGAAACGGAUUUUGCCUGCUCCAUCAAGCACGAUCGUAAAGAUGUGAGCGAGCUUGCGUACGAUUUGAAGAUUACCGAUUUCUCACGGUGCGGUGUGCUGAAAAGAAAUGGGUUCGUGCACGUCCGUAUCUGGUUUCCGCAAUUUCCUUCGGUGGUAAUGCAAUCCGAUCAGGAACUGAUCAUCAUGUGUAAACCGCCGGAACCAACCGUUAUCCAGAACAAGGCUGCCGGGUUCGCGGGAAGUUUCCCACACGGAGCACGUGUUUCCGGCGUGGUUGAGGAAACUCCCGGACGGUUAGAAUACGAGGUGGCCCUCUACAAGGAAGCACCACCGAUCGCGCGUAUUAGCGGUAAUCUGGCAGGACUGAAGAACCAUUCCUCGGCUUCACUUCCGGCCGUGACGAACAACGAAGUGCCGGUCGAUCAGGCGGUACCGAUCGGUACGAAGCUACAGUUGCGGGCCCGCAUCAGCUCGCAGAGCGUGUGGAAGUACGUGAAGCUAAUGGAGGUAACGGUUUCGCCCGAUCCGGACGAUCCGCAUGCGCAAGGAUCGGUUUCGCUGGUGCGCGAUGGUUGUCGAAACCGUGACUUUGCGUCGAUCAUACCGCAUCAGCCGGCACGGUAUCGCGAUAAGCCGAACGAAGUGUUUCUCGAUUUUGAAGCAUUUUUGCUGAGCUCGAUGAAGGAACGGAGUACGCUGUGGAUUCACUCACAGAUCAAGGCAUGCAUGGACGCGAUGGACUGUCAGCCCGAUUUCUGUCUGGAUAUGUAUGAACCCUCCAAGCGACUCGGCAGAAGGCGACGUGACGAACACUCUCGGAACCGUACGGAGUAUACGAAAUUUAAGGAAAACAUCGAAUAUACGGUCAUUAUGCCGGGCGAGUAUGACGAUGCGAUGCGCUACCAGCAGAACCCGGAGCAGUGUAAAAACUUUGUCGUCAUCUCUGGUCUGCUCGCUGCAUUAUUAGCGCUUUCCACCGUGAUCACCUGUGGGCUAGCGUCACGCAUGCAAGGCAGCGGUAAAAAGAGCAUCGAUGAGCUCAAUGCGAAAGGAUACUCAGGCCGUGCGAUCGUACAGUAACCGGCAGGCACCUUCCUCAAUUACACACGGAUGCUUCAAUUGCGCACUUGUAGAAUUGCAAAUCCUGUUACACACGUAACAUGACAUGUCACCAAACGAAAGCUUAAUCAAAGAUACGCAUGGAACCCGAGUUGCAAUAUUUAGUAUCACUAUUUUGUUUUUUUUUUGUUUCGUUUUGUUUUGUUUUGCUUUCACUAAUGACUUAGUUACUUUCGCUAGUAGUGUUUAGGAGGUUAGAUGAACGAUGAAUUAAUUGCUGUAACAAUGAGCAUUAGCCGAUAGGUAACGAUUGAAUGAUUAAGCCUGAUUUUUAAACCUACUACACCGGUACGGAAAUAGCUGGUGACUUUCUUUUAAAAGUUAGGCUUACCAUACGUCGAACAAAGUAGUAUUAUGACAAUUUAGACUGCAUUUCACGAAUAGUAUUAGAACCGUUUUACUGCUGCUGAUCGACCGAGCCGAGGAGGUAUUUAUUGUGCAUUUACGCGCGACGCGGAUGGUUUAGUUCUAUUGAACCGUCUUGAUAGGAAUGGAUGACACGAAUAAAACUGUCGUUAUUUGAUGAUAGUUCCGAUCAAUAUCGGUACUGGGCGUACCGUUUUAUGCUAGAAAUAAAAGGAAACUCUAUCUUGACUGUAAAAUGUUGUCUAAUUUCAAUGGGCUAUAAAAAAACGAUGAAAUGCAAAAUAUCACACGCAAUAAAUUUAAAUCGAAUUAAGUU